Messenger RNA from Sparassis crispa, 3240 nucleotides. RefSeq lists its product as hypothetical. The record is from RefSeq and is a predicted model, not a curated record. Lineage: Eukaryota; Fungi; Basidiomycota; Agaricomycetes; Polyporales; Sparassidaceae. Gene Ontology annotation, molecular function: zinc ion binding; DNA-binding transcription factor activity, RNA polymerase II-specific; DNA binding. The transcript is spliced from 12 exons. Gene Ontology annotation, biological process: regulation of DNA-templated transcription; DNA-templated transcription. Bases 1 to 3240 code for a protein of 1079 amino acids.
AUGCCGCAGUCUUCGACCGCCAGCGCUCGGGCACAGGAGCAGGAGUUCAAGCGCGCAAGAGGUGCCAUAUCUUGCGCAGAAUGUCGCAGGCUCAAGCUCAAGUGCGACAAGACCGUUCCGUGCUCGUCGUGCAAGCGCAGAGGCUGCUCCUCGAUAUGCCCGAAUGGAAGUCUUACCACCGGUCAGGGUACAAGAUUUAUCCUCGCCGACACCGACCGACUGCAUCGCAAAAUCGCAGAGAUGAGUGACCGUAUCCGCCAGCUCGAGGAUGCGCUCACGAUCCUGCAGUCGAGCGUCACACGCGAGACCCACCCACUGCUGACUGGUGACCUCCUCCUGAUCAAGUCUGGUCUAGAGCUGCACUCUGCCAUUAGCCCUCCUCAACCCGAAUCGGAGGAUGGAGGCCAAGCAGACGAGGAGGUGCAGUAUAUCGACGCGUUUGGCACGCUGGCUGUCCGAGACGACGGUGCCGCUACAUUCUACGGACGCUCCGCGGGCUCCGAGAGUUUGCUUCUGGAAGAGAACCCGAAGCCUACGCUGCAGCGCAAGAAGGGCAGGGUAGUGCUGCACGACGACAUCACGCGCCUAACAAAGUCAUUUCCGGCAUCCCCCUCUAAUUUGCAGGUCGACGACGCCGAGGACAUGAUCGUGCGCUACCUGCCUCCGUGGACGCGAGCGGCACAGCUGUGCGACCUAUAUCUCGAGCAGGCGCCCUGGUUCUUCGGUGCAGUCACGCGGCGGCAGCUCGUCGAGGAAGUACUACCGCUCUUCUAUCCUGAGGCGGAGGCCUACCGCGAUGCCGAGGCCGGGCGCACGAACACAGGGCCCGCACUCAGUAGUUCAGCGUCCGCGUUCGAUCUACCUGCGGUAGCGCCAAAGCCUGCACAGUGGUCCGCGCACGACCUCGCGCUGCUUUUCGUGGUCUUCUGCUUCGGCGCGCUCACGGACGAGACACUUCCUCCCGUGCCAAACAAUCCGGAGGCGGACGGGUACUUCCAGCUGGCGCGCGCCGCGAUGAACAUCGAGCCCGUGCUCGAGCGCCCGCCGAGCGUCGUCACGGUGCAGACGCUGAGCCUGAUGGGGAUAUACAUGGGUCUGGUCCCUGACGAGAAUAGCAUCGAGGGCACGUGGUCGCUCAUGGGCUUGAGUUCGAAGCUGGCGCAGAGCAUUGGUCUCCAUCGCGACUGUGCACGAUGGAAGCUCUCUCCAGCAGAAGUUCAGAAACGGCGCUCGCUGUUUUGGGAGCUGUUUAUUACGGACUGCUGGCAGGCUCUGGCAACAGGCCGGCUGCCCACAUUUUCACUGCCAUUCGUCGAUACGGAGCUAGCCGGGGACCCAGAUGAGACCAUCUCAGAUGACGGUACCGCAGUUCCUAGCUUUCCUGCGUGGAAGGCGCGGUUUGGGAAAGAAUGCGUUGCAGAAGUCGUGCAGGGCACACUCACAUCUCGUGCUCCGAAGUACACUGUCAUUCUAGAGCUUGACCGCAAGAUCCGCGAUAUGCAAAUGCCGCGAUAUGCCAUCGGACCUGCGCCCGUUGGCAGUGGGCUCCGCGAGACGAUGCUGCACUUCAUGCCCAUCAAUUACCGAGAACUCACCUUGCUAUACGUGCAUCGCUGCUUCUUUGCUCAGGCGCUUACAGACAAUCCGAUAGACCCACUCAAGAGCCAGUACGCACCAUCAUUCCUUGCAGGAUACCGUAGCGCAUGUGCGCUUCUUUUGUCUCUCCGAGAAGCAUUUGUCCUCUUUCCUGUGCAGAUCGCUCGUUUCUGGGUUCUCUGGACACACGCGUUCUCCGCCGCUGUUAUGCUUGCUUCUGUUGUCACUCACGGAGGGCUCACAAAGACCGCGCAGGCGGCGCUGGGCGAGCUGAGGCUAGCGUAUGACCUAUUCGAAAAAGCUGCGCUGCACGGCGGACGCUCUGUACAGUUCCUGCCGAUCGUACGACGCCUGCACGAGAAGGCGUACUCAACGUACACGCAGGGCAUACAGCCGGUGCGCAAGGAUAUAUUUACGCCGCGCGCCCAGAAGGAGGAAUCUCAGGACGAACUGUCCAUCUUCAGCGGGCGCACCCCACGCACUGUCGCGACUAAAACGGGCAAGCAGCGACCUAACCCCGCGCGCUCCGUCUCGCGCCGCCGCACCGCUGUGACGGGCGCGUCGAACCCGCCGCAGGCGCCGUCCGAUACGAGCUCAGGCUCCACUGCAAUCUCGCCGUCCGUCUCGGGUUCCGGCUCUGGCUCCGCGUCGGGCUCGAGCCGCGACUCGACGUCACCGCAGAACGCGACACGCGACACGUUCCCCGCGCUCGACUCGUACGGCGCGUCCGUGCACCCGCUGCUCGCGGACCAGAUGCGCUCGUUCAGCGGCGAGCUCGACAGCCAGAUCAACGCGUAUUAUGCCGCGCACGCGCACGAGUACGCGGCGUCCCAGGAGGAGCAACCAUACCUCGCCCCGGUAGCCCCCGCACAGGAGGAAGAGUGGUACGCUGCCGCGGACCGCGAGGCGAUGCCCCCUCCCCCCAAUCCACCGCCGUCGAGCUCGCACUCGCAGUACCAGGUGCAUGCGAUGCCUCCACCUCCGGCCCCGGCCCCGCCUUCGGCAGCGCAGAUGGCCCCCGCUCAGCCCGUGUAUGCGCAUUCGGAGAUGCACGCCCCAGAAGGGCAGUACCACGAGUACGGUGCGCCCUCUGUGCCCGACCUGCACGCGUACGCGUUCCAGCAGGAGCACGGGCAGGGCUGGGGCCACGAGAGCGAGUUGGUGUACUCGGAGACACCUAUGGAGGGGUACCACCAGCAGGCCCAGCCAGCGGACUACCAUCCGCAGGAGUACCCGGAGGAAUACCCGGCCCAGCAGGGGUAUCAGGAGAUGUACGAGAAGCUGCCGCCGGCGGAGUAUCACCAGACCCAGCUCCAACUCGAGCCCCAGCCCCAACCCCGGCCCCAGCAUCACCAGCAGUACUACGCCAACGCGCACACGAACGGACAGGAUUUCGGCCAGGUGUACGGGCAGCACCAAGGCCACCAACAGAGUUACCAGACGCACCAGACGUACGACACUCACAGCCGCAGUCGUUCGCACAGUCGCCGCCCCAGUGCACAGCAGUAUCCGACCCGGAUUCAUGUGCCGCAGGUGGGGCUGGUGGAGGUGCAGCCAGGUUAUAACCUGACGGAAACGUGGACGUCGUUCGUGCAGCAGGAAGUGCCCGCCGCGCUCGCGCCGUCGUAUGCGCGUCGCCAGUGA